UGUCAUUCCUAUCCUUCCAUUGACCAUUGCAUUCUUAUUCUUGUGGGGUGAUUAUUGGUAUUGGUGUCGUUUGUGAGAGGUUAAGUUGAAUCUAUGCCGGUAAAUUAAUUACUUAAGAAAUGAAACGUAAAGGUGAUGAGAUUGUCCUAGCUGAGAACAGAAGCAUCAAAAAAUUCCAUGAAGACAGAGGAGGUCAAGCGUCCGGCCUGCUUGCGCCAAUCAUGGUCCUGGAAGGCCACCAGGGCGAGAUUUACGCUGUCAAGUUUCAUCCGGAAGGACAAUAUUUAGCAUCCUCAGGAUUUGACAGACAAAUAUUUCUAUGGAACGUGUACGGAGAGUGCGAGAACAUCGCAGUGAUGACUGGCCACACAGGAGCUGUCAUGGACCUUCACUUCUCUACUGACGGAUCGUCUCUCUUCACUUGCAGCACAGACACAACCGUGGCCAUCUGGGACCUCCAGACUUGCCAGAGAAUCAAGAAACUCAAAGGCCACUCGAGCUUUGUCAACUCGUGCCAUCCGACGCGUCGCGGGACUCAGCUUGUGGCCAGUGGUGCAGACGACUGUACCAUCAAGGUGUGGGACCCUCGCAAGAAAGGACAAUGUGUGACACUCAACAAUACGUAUCAAGUGACGGCCGUGUCGUUCAAUGACACUUCGGAACAGAUAAUCACCGGUGGCAUAGACAAUGACAUCAAGAUCUGGGAUGUGCGCAAGAACGCUCUGCUGCAGAGGUUACGCGGCCACACAGACACGGUGACGGGUCUGAGUCUAUCUCCCGACGGCUCUUACUUGCUGAGCAACGCGAUGGACAAUACUCUGCGUAUCUGGGACAUCCGACCCUUCGCACCUCAGGAGCGCUGCGUCAAGAUACUGUCUGGACACCAGCACAACUUUGAGAAGAACCUGCUGAGAUGUGCGUGGUCUCCGGAUGGGUCUAAGGUGUCGGCUGGGUCGGCCGACAGGUUCGUCUACAUCUGGGAUACGACCUCUCGUCGCAUCCUGUACAAGCUGCCCGGCCACAACGGCAGUGUCAACGACGUCCAUCUCCACCCGAAGGAACCCAUCAUCAUGUCAGGGUCCAGCGACAAAGUGAUUUACUUGGGAGAGCUGGAGUAGCUUUGCGACUCUAGCGAAGUAUUUCAACAAGCCAGUCAUGUGGCAGUAGAUCUGCUAAAAAACUUAAACAUAUGUAUAUAAUUGUGCUUUCUGAUCCUGAUAAAGUAGUGAUCUCUCACAAAGAUCCACAACUAGGUAACUGUUUCAGUCUUCAUAACCUCAACGGUUCCAUUGUUAGGAGAAAUAUAUUUUUUAUGAAGUUACUAGUACUUUCACACAUUGCUGUGUGACUCGGUAAAAUUCUAAGAUGUAUUGUAAAGUAGGCCUAAUUGUUUUAAACUAUGUGUAGCUUUUGUAUAUCAUUUUUAACUUGUAAAUAGUUUAUAUUUGAAAGUUAUAAUCAACUGUAAUUUUAGCCUUUUAGGUGAGACUAGAACCUUUGAAUAGUCAAAGCUACGACCAAUUGUGAGUUGCAUACAUGCAAUUUAAGAAUUUUUAUUCACAUCCUUGAUUGUGGUUCAGGAUAAUGAAAAUGGUUUAGUUUAGUGGCAAAUAUUCAAUUACCAUUUUGUUGUUUGGUAUUAAGUUGCUUUGGUCUAAAAUGUAUCUUUUUGUUCAUGAACUUAUUUUUUAAUACUGGAUGAAAUGUUUUAUUAAAUUUGCUUUUUUGUUACACUUAUUUUUGUGACAAGUAGCUUACUUAACUGGAAGUGAUGUUAUUUACUUUACUUUAGUAAACGUAUCAAUUUUCUAGUGGUGUAAAUGAAAUAAACUCGUUAAAUUUUUUGCAUCAAAUGAAAAUUGGAGCUAUUCCCACCAAUAAAAAUAUGUUGCUUUACACGUUGUAGCCUGUUAAAUUCUAAAAUAGGCCAGUAUGUUGUUUGAUAAAAUUAAAAUGCACCAAUGAACUCACAGGUGGUACCCAACUUUUUCAUCAAAAAGACAAAUAAAUAUUUUUUCCUACAGUUACCUAACAAUGUACAUGUUCUCUCACUGAUUUGAGAAAGCAAAGUGGCCAAUUUGCUCAUCAGAGUUAACAUUGUCUCACUCUAAUUACUUUGUCUCACUCCAGAUUUGCAACAUGAAGGCACGAAAUAGUGAGCGCGUAACAUGCAGGCAAUGUCGUAUGCGCGCCAAAUACGUUGGCAGCACUGGCUGUAAAUCAGCUGGUCAGCUGUUGUACUGUUGUAUUUGUCACUUCACAUUAAAUGUUAUAUUAAAUGUUCACAACUGUGUAAAAAUAGGUUAUGUUUCUUCACAAAUUUAUUUGUUUUAUGGUAACUGUAGGAAAAGUAUAAUGUGCAACUCGAGUUCAAAGUACAAUUGCCUCACUCGAGAAACCAUUCCUCACUCGCCUACGGCUCGUGAGUAAGGAUUUCUCUCGAGUGAGUCAAUUGCUCACUUUUCUCACUAGUUGCACAAAUAACUAUAAACAGCAUUGAGAAAUGUGCAAAUAAUGAUUUUGUUCAAUCUUGUACUUUGACUAAGCCCUUUGUUAUAGUCUACUCCAGUGGCAUUUUUGUAAGGACAAAUAAUUAGCGCUUUAAAGGAAAGCAGUCCAACCACUCAAAUUUUUGUAGACAUGCCGGGAAUCUAACUAGCCCUGCUCGCACCAAAGAGGUGCUAACCACUUGGCUAGCAUCACACCCAACAAAACACAUUUUAAUUUAUUCCUCAGACCAAUAAUAAUUUGUUUGAGUUUAAACAAAAGCACUUUUUUGUGAUAAGUAAUAGUAAUUUUCUAUUGUUAUGUAGGUUUAGAUUAGUUAGUGAAAAAUUAGCUCUGUUGAACAUUGUAUUAAUUAAAUACAAUCAAUAGAAAGGGA
This is a messenger RNA of Macrosteles quadrilineatus (aster leafhopper), 2884 nucleotides long. RefSeq names its product U5 small nuclear ribonucleoprotein 40 kDa protein-like. Lineage: Eukaryota; Metazoa; Arthropoda; Insecta; Hemiptera; Cicadellidae. The transcript has 7 exons. Gene Ontology annotation, molecular function: protein binding; RNA binding. Bases 120 to 1118 code for a protein of 332 amino acids. The record is from RefSeq and is a predicted model, not a curated record. Gene Ontology annotation, cellular component: catalytic step 2 spliceosome.